CCAUGUCUGACUGCAGGAGGGAGUGGAACCGGGAGGACGAGCUCCCGGUGUACCUGGCUGGACCCAUCACCACCGGACCGAACCAGCGGAAAUCCUGCGGCAUGUUCAGCUCCGUGGAGGGGGCGUUUGAGAGCAAAACCAUACACUUGGACAACUACGCGGUGGAGAGGAAGGGGAGCCGCACCCCGAGGAGCUGCAGCCGCGAGAGGAUACUGGACUCCCGGGACCCCAAAGGGAAAACCCCCGGCGAGGUCCGGGAGGGACCGCGGAGCUGCGGGGGCCCGGAGACAGACGAUGCUCGAACCGGCGUGGAGGCUGGAUCCACGGACAAGGAGAGUCCACAUGAGAAGAGUGAAAGGUUGCUGAUCAGAGGAGGCCGAGUCGUCAAUGAUGACCAGUCUUUCUACGCAGACGUCUACAUUGAGGAUGGGCUCAUCAAGCAGGUGGGGGAGAAGCUGGUUGUUCCAGGCGGUGUCAAGGUGGUUGAAGCCAAUGGGCGCAUGAUAAUCCCAGGGGGGGUGGAUGUCAACACGUGCCUGAUGAAGCCGUACCUCGGCACGCAGCCUGUAGAUGAUUUCCUCCAGGGCACCAAGGCAGCUCUCGCUGGGGGCACCACCAUGAUCAUUGAUCAUGUGACCCCCCAGCCGGGGGACAGUCUGCUGGAGGAGUUUGAACGCUGGCAGGAGGCUGCAGAUAAAAAGGCUUGCUGUGAUUACUCCCUGCACGUGGACAUCCCCCUGUGGGAUGAGGCGGUUAAGGACGAGCUGGAGGUGCUGGUGCAGGACAAAGGUGUCAACUCCUUCCAGGUGUAUAUGGCUUACAAAGAUGUGUACCAGCUGACCGACUCUCAGCUGUAUGAGGCCUUCUCCUUCCUGAAGCAGCUGGGCGCUGUGGUCUUAGUUCAUGCUGAAAAUGGAGACCUGAUCGCACAGGAGCAGAAGAAGAUCCUUGGAAUGGGGAUUAGCGGUCCUGAAGGCCACCCUCUGAGUCGCCCUGAAGAGUUGGAAGCUGAGGCAGUGUUCCGUGCCAUCACUCUGAGUAACCGCGUGAACUGUCCCGUCUACAUCACAAAGGUGAUGAGCAGGAGCGCAGCCGACACCAUCACUCAGGCUCGGAGGAGAGGUGCUGUGGUUUUUGGGGAGCCAAUCACAGCUAGCUUGGCAACUGACGGUUCUCAUUACUGGAGCAAGAACUGGGCCAAGGCGGCUGCCUAUGUGACCUCUCCACCCCUGAGUCCUGACCCCACCACCCCAGAUCACCUCCACACACUGCUGGCCUGUGGGGACCUGCAGGUGGUGGGCAGCUCUCACUGCACCUACAGCACCGCCCAGAAAGCAAUCGGGAAGGAGGACUUCACCUUGAUCCCCGAGGGAACCAACGGGGUGGAGGAGAGGAUGGGUUUCGUCUGGGACAAGGCCGUGGCCAUGGGGAAGAUGGACGAGAACCAGUUUGUUGCGGUCACGUCAACCAACGCAGCAAAAAUCUUUAACCUGUACCCACGCAAGGGUCGCAUCGCCGCAGGCUCCGACGCUGACAUAGUCAUCUGGGACCCCGACAGCGUCAAAACCAUCACUGCCAAACUCCAGCAGUCGGCUGCAGAGUACAACAUCUUUGAGGGCCUGGAGUGCCGCGGUAGUCCAGCGCUGGUGUUGAGCCACGGUCGGGUCGUUUUCGAAGGGGGCAAGCUGCAGGUCCAGCAGGGAACGGGUCGAUUUAUUCCACGCAAGCCCUUCCCUGACUACGCUUACCAACGUGUCAAAGUCAGGGAUCAGGUGAAGCAGAAGCAGGGUGUCACUCGAGGAGCGUAUGACGGCCCGGUGCACGAGGUUCCUCCAACCCCCAAAUACAUCACUCCUGCUCCAUCAGCCAGAACGUCCCCCACGUCCCACCAACCACCACCCAUACGCAAUCUCCACCAGUCCAACUUCAGCCUGUCAGGUGCUCAGAUUGACGAUAACGUCCCUCGUAGGUCAGGCCACCGCAUCGUAGCUCCGCCUGGCGGUCGCUCCAACAUCACCAGCCUCGGCUAAACCGCACACAAACUUUCUGCUGCUUUGGUCGAUUCUGAGCGAGUCGACGUGCACGAGCGGCAUGAACGAACACCUGUUUGUUUUAUGUUAACGUUGAUGCACUCCUUUUAAUCAGCUAGGCUUUCAAAUUAGAGUACGGUGAGGUAUUAGGGACACACCGGAAACAUAAAUAAAUCCAGGAAGAUGAUGUUUCUGUUUGUUUCCCAGUUUUGAGCUUCAGUGAAGAGAUUAAUGUUGAAACAUUAUUUCCACAACGUUGAGAACGGAAAUCAUUUUUCAAGACUAAACUGGAAGAAAGGAACCUUGUUGAGCUCCUGAACUUCAUGAAAUUGGUUUAAUUUAUUGUUCUUAUUGUAACCAAGGGUUCCGAGUGCACUUUCACUGG
Messenger RNA from Nematolebias whitei (Rio pearlfish), 2415 nucleotides. RefSeq names its product collapsin response mediator protein 1 (gene crmp1). Gene Ontology annotation, molecular function: hydrolase activity, acting on carbon-nitrogen (but not peptide) bonds, in cyclic amides. The coding region runs from base 3 to 2030 and encodes 675 amino acids. The record is from RefSeq and is a predicted model, not a curated record. The transcript has 14 exons. Gene Ontology annotation, cellular component: cytoplasm; cytosol. Lineage: Eukaryota; Metazoa; Chordata; Actinopteri; Cyprinodontiformes; Rivulidae.